Messenger RNA from Ambispora gerdemannii, 1074 nucleotides. The record is from the annotation of a GenBank genome assembly. NCBI's taxonomy places the organism in Eukaryota, Fungi, Glomeromycota, Glomeromycetes, Archaeosporales, Ambisporaceae.
AUGAUUGUGACUAUUCCUAAAGGAAAAAGAAAUUCUAUACCGACUUCCGGUUAUCAACAGAGUGCUGUUGGUAGUUCAACUCGAACCUUACGAAAAUUAAUACAUCAGCCGGCCAAUUUGAAAAAAAACAAUAAUAACAAACAUUAUAUGCAAGUAGCUUUGAAACCACUAGCACAUGAUAAAUCUCUUCCACACAAUAAAUCAAACGCGAAACCUAAUCAAUUACUCGGCAUUAAUGAGAAUUUGACAACACAAUCGCUUAACAAGCCAGGUACGACAAGUAAUCCCGGAGAACCCUCAUAUUUACAAGAAAAUCGAUCUCAAAUCACAAAUCUAUUGCCCAAGUCAAUUUUACGAAAAAAUUGUGGGAAUCAAAAACAAAUCAAACGAAAAGUAUCAUUCGCUGGAUCUAUAGUUUAUUAUAAUUCUUCAAAACCAAAUAGAUUUCAAGAGACGAUUACAAAACAACAACGUCGUGAUCAUUCAGUCACGUUUAACGCGAUUCCUGUCUCUCAAAUUAAUGCGUAUUCCUCGAACUUGAAAGAUUUCUCGACUUGGGAUAUCAAAGAAAUUAAAAAAGACAUUACGGAAUUCACCGUUCUAUCUUAUAUCAACACCUUUGAUGAAAAAACUACCGAGUAUGCAAAAAUUAUUAAGGACGCGUGUUUCAGCUUCUUGGUCAAUGAACUACCUAGAUUGUUCAAUCCUUUCGACACGGAUCGACACCAUCAUCAGUAUCAUCGACGUGAUGUGAUUGAAACAAGAAACGGAAUGUGCCACGACGAUGGCUAUCAAAAGUUGUUGAAUAUUUACGCUCGGCUUCCAUUCUCUUGGUUCAAACGCGUCAUCGAAUCUAAGAAUCUUGGGGUAACCAGCACAAUCAGAUAUAAACUGGCGAAAGAUAUCAUCAACAAACGCCAAGAACUCAAAAUCUCCGACAAAAAUGAAUUCGCGUAUAUGUCCUUUGGAACCAAGCAUCACCAAAAUAUUACUAUCGUCCAAAAACAAAAAGUACCAAAAAACGGUGGUCGACGUGUUUUGUCCAAACUGCACGGUCCAUUUGCAAAUAAAUAA